AUGUGUGAUUGCGGUAAUAAUUCUGUGGUGGUACGCCACACCCUCGCUUGCCUCCUCUCUGCUGCUCUCCCUCGUCGCCCGCUCACCACCGCACCCUCUCCUCUGCGGUCGGGCAAAAUGUUGGUCCCCAAAAAGAACCGUCUCUUGGUCUACAAGUACCUCUUCAGCGAGGGAGUCCUGUUCGCGGAGAAGGACUUCAACCUGCCCAAGCACCCCGAGCUCGAGGUCCCCAACCUGCAAGUGAUCAAGCUGAUGCAGAGCUUCAAGUCGAAGGGGUUUGUGCGCGAGACGUUCGCGUGGCGGCACUACUACUGGUACCUCACCAACGAGGGCAUCGAGCACCUCCGCGACUACCUCAACCUCCCCUCCGAGAUCGUUCCCGCCACCCUGAAGAAGUCCUCCCGCCCGCCCGGCCGCCCCAUGGGCGCUGGCGGCGACCGCCCCCCCCGCCGUUUCGAGGGUGGACGGGGCUAUGGGGACCGCGAGGGAUACCGCGGGUACGGUGCUGGUGGUGAUGACAAGGCCGGUGCUCCGGGCGCAUACAAGCCAGCCUUCAGGGAGGCGGAGGAUCGCGAGGCACAGAGGCAGAUGGUGCGCGCGGCGGUGGAGCGAUGGCGGAAGGAGCAGCGGGCGCGCGACAAGCGGGAGAUGAACGAAUCCAUGCCGAACACGCAGCCGCCCAAAGGGGAGCGGUUCCUGCUGGGCCCGAAGAUAACUGACUGGGACGAGCAGCGCGCGGACUAUGUGCGGAAACACCCCGGUUGCAACGAGACGCGGCAGGGCAAGGCGCGCGUGAUGCUGGUGACGGGGUCGCAGCCGGGCGUGUGCGACAACGACGUGGGCGACUUCCUGCUGCUCAAGUCGCUCAAGAACAAGCUCGAUUACUGCUCGCCGCGAGACAUCCAGAUCUACUACAGCACGGCCAUUCUGGAUCGCUCUAUGGACUCGUUCUGGAUCUACUACAGCACGGCCAUUCUGGAUCGCUCUAUGGACUCGUUCUGGGUGAAGCUGCCGCUGCUGCGCAAGCUGAUGCUGUCGCACGCCGAGGUGGAGUGGUUCUGGUGGAUGGACUCCGAUGCUGUUUUCACAGGUGAGGGAGUGGUGUGUAGUGCGGUGCAGCGCGGUGAAAGCCGGUUUGAAGAGGUGCUGGGAGUGCGUUGCAGAGGGUGCUGGCUUACUGUAAGUGCUGUACAGGAGGGGAAGCUGAUGCUGUCCCACGCCGAGGUGGAGUGGUUCUGUUGGAUGGACUCCGGUGCUUUGUCCAUGGUUCGGGACAUGACGUUUGAUGUGCCGUUUGAGAAGUACGAGCCACACGUCCACAUGGUGAUGCACGGAUAUGACUCGCUGGUCUAUGGCAAGAAGGACUGGGUGGGGCUCAACGCUGGCAUCUACCUUAUCCGAAACUCGCAGUCUGUGACUUUUGAGUCGACUCAAAACGAGGUGUCUUUUGAGUCGACUCCAAUGUCACCAGCACCCUCCCCGCCUCCUGUUGAGCUCCAUACCCGCGUCUCCAGAAUGCCCUGUGGCCAUCUCUUCGCUUACCAGUCUGUGACUUUUGAGUCGACUCAAAUCGAGGUGUCUUUUGAGUCGACUCAAAACGAGGUGUCUUUUGAGUCGACUCCAAUGUCACCAGCACCCUCCCCGCCUCCUGUUGAGCUCCAUACCCGCGUAUACACACGGCCCUGUGGCCAUCUCUUCGCCUACAAGUCUGAGUCUUCUGUUGGCUCAGUCCGGAGUGAAGGGGGUGUGCCUUCGCUUGCUCCAAUUCCUCCUCUCAUGCCUUCCUCUCGCAUCUCCUUGCUUCCCCCCUCUUCUCUCUCUCCCAUUUGGUCGCUUGGCUUCAUGGAGGACUUGGCGCAGUUCGGAGUGAAGUGGUCGCUUGACUUCAUGGAGGACUUGGCGCAGUUCGGAGUGAAGGGGCCGAUGAGGGACGCAGCAGGCGUGAAGCUGUUCAAGGAGCUCUCUGGAGACGAUCAGAGCGCCAUAGUGUGGAUGAUGGCUUGCCACCCGGAGAAAUACGCCAAGGGCAUCUACCUGGAGAACACAGGAACCCGCCCCAUGUUUGAGGGAGAUGAUCAGAGCGCCAUAGUGUGGAUGAUGGCUUACCACCCGGAGAAGUACGCCAAGGGCAUUCACCUGGAGAGCUCGUUCAUGCUGCACUCCUUCUGGCCCACCAUCACGCCACACUACGAGGAGCUGAUGGACAAGCACCACCCGGGUUACGAGGAGCUGAUGGACAAGCACCACCCGGGUACACGUUCUCCUCCCUCCACACCUGACAGUUACGAGGAGCUGAUGGACAAGCACCACCCGGGCAACGAGGAGCUGAUGGACAAGCACCACCCAGGCUACGAGGAGCUGAUGGACAAGUACCACCCGGGUUACGGAGACCACCGGUGGCCGCUGAUUACCCACUUUGUGGGGUGCAAGCCGUGCGGCAAGAUCGGGCAGAUUGAGUACGAGGAGACACAGCGAUGCGUGGAGAACAUGGAGAGGUGGGUGCAUGGAUGGGUGAGAGCACUAGUGAGAUGCUAG
Messenger RNA from Closterium sp. NIES-65, 2535 nucleotides. Lineage: Eukaryota; Viridiplantae; Streptophyta; Zygnematophyceae; Desmidiales; Closteriaceae. The record is from the annotation of a GenBank genome assembly.